ACUUGUUCUCGCGCUAUAAUGAAAUCAUAAAAUUCUUAGAGACGUGCACGUGAUGUUUCGCUUUGGUCUUUUGUUCUUGUAAAGCAUAGCUUUUGCUCGUUUACUUUGGUACAAGGGAACCAUUCUUAGCACAGGGGGUCCAUUUUAUCAUGUCAUGGAAGUCUUUCCUGGAAUAUUUACCUUCAAAGGAAGUGUUUAUUUCACUUGUCUACUACAAACCACGUCCCAAUCGUGGAAAUCGUGCUCGAGAUUUGCUUGCCAAUGAAAGGACCUUUCUUUCGUGGCUCCGAACUGGAAUGGCAGCUAUCUCUGUGGGUCUGGCUUUUGGACGUCUCAUCUCAACUACUUUGGCAGAAAUUGUGGGAACUUUGUUUGUAUUUUUAGGCUUAUUUGUAGCUGUAUAUUGCUGUCUCCGGUACUAUGUGAAUGUGUUUCAGAUUGAAGAAGACAAAUAUACAGCAGACACCGUUGGUCCCUGGAUAUUGGUUUCUCUACUGGUUGCUAUUGCUGCUAUAUCAUUUGCUCUCAUUUUUGUGUAGUUUUGGACCCAUUAUUUGCAAUACUGAACCAAUUAUUCUCAUAUAACUUGAUAUUGUUGGAUUAAUGGACUGAUAAAGUUCAAACUGAGGUAAAACUCUACAAUUGUGUUCAACUUGGUCU
Molecule: messenger RNA, 660 nt
Organism: Galdieria sulphuraria
Lineage: Eukaryota; Rhodophyta; Bangiophyceae; Galdieriales; Galdieriaceae
Exons: 2
Coding region: 150-539 (129 amino acids)
Source: RefSeq, a predicted model, not a curated record